UAAAUGUAAACACACGUAUUGAAAUGCACACAAAGCCAAAGCAAGAAACAACUAGUGACUUAUUUAUACAAUACUAUAAGCACUUCGAAAAAAAGGAAAAAGGUUUUAGUUAUUAAAAUUUUUAUGUCAAAUUUAAUCGAGCUAAACAAUUUUUUCAACUGUUCGCUUGUGCAAGUACCUUGUGAGUUUAUCGAAAUUUAGAUUACUGGAAGUCGAUACAAAAUGACAAUCUUAGCUAAACCAUCUUUCGAGAAGAAAUCUGAAAAGAUAUUUUUACCUUUACCUGGAUUUGGUAAACGUAAUGACGCUUACCAUCGAAAUUUAUUGGAUCACCAAAAUUCCUACAACUCAUCGGAGGCUGACGUGGAAUCGAUGCUUUUCAAUCGCCCACAAUUUUCUUGCCUAAAAACAAUUCUACUUUUUUUGAUUUCCAUUACGGUAAUGCUGACCGGAGCUUUGGGCGGUUACACUCUCUAUCAUAUGUACGCGCCAACACACACGCGUAUGCACUACCGUGCCCUAUGCGAUGUCCCUUAUGAGCCGAUAGGUAAUAUUAAAGCACCGCGUAUUUAUCCACGGAGUGACGAUUUGGGUUGGUUGUGGCCCCAUUUUAAUGGCGAAAAAAUUGAAAAUGUUGGGGACGUGGUGGAUGAUACCUUCUUCCGUGAAGAAGUCGAAAUGGAUAUGGGCGAUGGCGAAAGUUAUAUUAAGGUGGAGGUGCCCGAUUUUAAAGAUGGCCGGCAUGGGCGUUUUAUGCACGACUUCAAGGAAAAUCAAUCCGCCAUUAUCGAUUCCACAGCCGAUCGCUGCUUCAUAAUGCCAUUGGACCGUGAAACCGUUUUGCCGCCGGAAAGUUUUGUAGAUUUAAUGAAAAAGAUGGGUUCAGGUUAUUAUAAUAUUGAUACUGAGCGAGUUAGACAAACUAUGCGUGUGGUGACACCACCCAUCACGGAUUUAUCAACCAUGUCAGAACGUAUAGCCAACGAAUGUUAUGACAUGAGAAUCUAUAAACUGGAAACGUAUGUGUCAGGAGUUUAUAAACGUGAAGCUAAACCGGAGCGUACCGCCACCUAUGCCGAGUACUUGGGUAAAGGGAUCAUUGAAUUUGAUAUCAUGAAUAUAGCCGAUGUUGAGGAAUACGAACAUCAGCAUCCGAAAUGAAUGUUUGAAAAGUUUUUAAUUAUUUAAAGUGCUGCUUUGACACAAAAUUGAAAGCAGAAAACAAAUUAUAUGUGUAUUUAGUAACGUACGUCGAAAACAAUUAUUUGGUGGAUCUGAAAACUACCAUGCAUAUAGUUUUUUGUAGUAACAAGUCAGGUUUUUUUACAAUCAUUUAGCUUGAGGGAAAUUCCGAUAUAUUUUCAAUACAGGUGAAGACUAUAUUUUCACGCUUUUUCACGUAAUCCAACGCUGUUGUGCAACAGUAACAAUAAAGCUAUGUAUGAAUGUUCGAGACUCGAUUAGGAAAAGAUUAAUUUUAAACGCAGCACAUUGUAACUUUAUUACUUUCAUGCGAUGUAUGAGUGUCACACUUUGUAUACAUCUAUGCUGUUAAAUAAUGUUUCUAUUAAUCCUCUUAAAUUAUUCGGACCUGUGAACGUGUUGAACAUUCCUCUUUAUCUAAUCCCUUUUGUCGUUUUUUUUUGUUUAUACUUAGUACAAAAUAGUGUUUUUUUUUUGAACAAACUUCAAUGUAAUCAAUGAAAAUUGCACAUAUAUAUACCGCAAGGUCAUCUUUAACAUAACAUUAAAUACGGUGUAGAUAGAAGAGAAAAAUUGCAUGGCUUGUUAAAAAUAUGUGCUUUUCAAUUAAAAUUCGAUCUUUUCUUAAACGAGCUUAAAAUAAAUAAGAAGUCGUUCUUGACUUGUUAAAGAUUUCGAUAAGUAGCAAUUUUUUUUAAAUCAACGUAAGAUAUUAAAGUAUUCAAUACAGUAGUUUUUCGAUUGUUGUAUGUAAUUUUAUGUAUGUGUACAAAUGAACAUGUAUAUAUAUAUAUAUAUAUAUAAUAUAUAU
Glossina fuscipes is the source of this 2014-nucleotide messenger RNA. Its product is annotated as integral membrane protein 2B. The transcript has 3 exons. NCBI's taxonomy places the organism in Eukaryota, Metazoa, Arthropoda, Insecta, Diptera, Glossinidae. The coding region runs from base 223 to 1161 and encodes 312 amino acids. Gene Ontology annotation, molecular function: amyloid-beta binding. Gene Ontology annotation, cellular component: Golgi apparatus; plasma membrane; extracellular exosome. Gene Ontology annotation, biological process: negative regulation of amyloid precursor protein biosynthetic process. The record is from RefSeq and is a predicted model, not a curated record.